This is a messenger RNA of Dermacentor andersoni, 1765 nucleotides long. Its product is annotated as vitamin D 25-hydroxylase-like. The record is from RefSeq and is a predicted model, not a curated record. Lineage: Eukaryota; Metazoa; Arthropoda; Arachnida; Ixodida; Ixodidae. Gene Ontology annotation, cellular component: intracellular membrane-bounded organelle; cytoplasm. Gene Ontology annotation, biological process: xenobiotic metabolic process. Gene Ontology annotation, molecular function: heme binding; iron ion binding; oxidoreductase activity, acting on paired donors, with incorporation or reduction of molecular oxygen, reduced flavin or flavoprotein as one donor, and incorporation of one atom of oxygen.
UGCGCGAUCACGGCGCUCAUCGUCGCACUCGCGGCACCGCUGCUGCAUUACCUGUGGUUCUCGCUGCGGAGGAUGUUUCGACCCGAUCUGCCGCCCGGACCGCGAGGCCUGCCUCUCCUCGGCUACCUGCCCUUCAUGACCGAGCACGGACAUCGGGACAUCGAGACGCUCAAGCAGAAAUACGGCAACGUGUUCGGACUCCAGCUCGGUUUCCGGUACGUGGUCUUCUUGUGCGACUUCGGCUCCAUAAAGGAGGCCCUCUCGAACGACGCCCUGCUCGACCGGGCCCAUGAAUUCCCCCUCAACGUCCACAAGAAAUCUCAAAGCAUGAUUCUGGCCAACGGGCCGCGUUGGAAGGAACAGCGCCGGUUCACAAUGAGGACGUUCAAGACACUGACCAGUACCACCAGAGACCUUCAAUCUGGUACCACGCAGACUCUCGAGACGCAUAUACACGUGAGAUACGGCUACGGCUGUCCCUGCGCGAAAUUCCUCUUGACGUCAUGUUAUUACCUGGACGAACUGUCGAACUUGGUUCGCGAGCUGGCGUCUCACAAGGGCGAGCCCGUGGCCAUCUCCUCGUUGUUGCUGUCCAGCACGUCCAACGUCAUCACGGCGCUGGUGUACGGCCAGAGGUUCGAGUACGGCAGCCCCGAGCGUGUCGAGCUGGACGAGCUCGCCGAUGAGAUCCCGGCGUUGGCAGCACAGAUUUCGUCCAUCAACUUCUUCCCGUGGCUGCGCGGAGUGCUCUCCAUCCUUCGCAUAGGAGCAUGCGGGAGGCUCAGGAGCGCCAUGAUACGAAGGGAUCGCCUCUCAGAGAACCUAAUAGGCCUUCGCGAGAAAAGCUAUCAGGACGGCCUCGUUCGUGACUACAUCGAUCGUUUUCUCAAUGAGAUGAGACGACCAGAGCAAGAAAAGAAGACUUUCACGCACGACGUGCUCACGAGCAACGCGUCCUCCAUCUUCGGUGCCGGGAGCGAGACCGUGCGUUCGGCGAUAGAGUGGCUCGUACUGAUGUGCGCCUCCAAGCCGGAGGUGCAGAAACGCGUCCGGGACGAGAUCGACGUCGUGCUCGGUCGAAGCGGUCAGGGCUCUCGCGUCGUGUGGGAAGACCGGAGCAGGAUGCCGUACACGCAGGCCUUCAUCUGGGAGAUGGCGCGCUUCAAGCCGGUCAACCCUUUCGGCCUCAUGCGAUGCGCCAGCGAGGACACGAAAGUAAGCGGCUACGUCAUUCCACGAGGCAGUGUCGUGGUCCCUUCGCUGAGGUCCAUCUUCCACGACGCGUCCUUCUGGGAAGACCCAGAAGUCUUCCGGCCCGAGCGCUUCUUGGUCGAAGGAGGGACCCGAGCCAGCAAGCCUGAGAGGCUGAUCCCUUUCUCAUACGGCAAGCGUUCUUGUCCCGGGGAGAUGAUCGCCAACAUGGAGACGUUCAUAUUUCUUACCACCAUCCUGCAGCACUUCAUCAUCGAGAUGCCUCGCAGUGGUCCGGCCCUCGCUUUCGACGAGGUGUUGACCAUAUCGCUUAGGCCCCGACCGCAGGAAUUAAUUUUCCGCGCGCGACAAAUGCGCCGUUGAAAACACCUCUAAUAGAUCCUCUAACAAGUGGUUUUGAAUGAAUGUUUAUUUGACAGAAAAAAUACAGAGAAUCUCUGUCAAAGAGGCUGACAAAAAGGCACGAAUGCCUGACUAAGUGUCAGUCCCCUUCCCUGACCCGUUCCCAGUGCACAAAACACCCAAGCACACAGGGUAAGCAUGGUACACAAAG